Pygocentrus nattereri (red-bellied piranha) is the source of this 1923-nucleotide messenger RNA. Its product is annotated as flocculation protein FLO11-like. The transcript has 9 exons. Bases 1 to 1056 code for a protein of 351 amino acids. The record is from RefSeq and is a predicted model, not a curated record. Lineage: Eukaryota; Metazoa; Chordata; Actinopteri; Characiformes; Serrasalmidae.
AUGUUCUACCACAGUCAUCAACACCUAUCAGUUCAUCAACCACACAACCAACCACAUCCUCAACUCCUGAAACCACAUCAUCUCCACUGUCCACUACAGAUGGCACUAGUGAGUCCUUUUUCAGACCAGCUCACAAAUGACAUCACACAGAUCAACCUCAGAGUUACUGGUCCAGAUGUUCUACCACAAUCAUCAACACCCAUCAGUUCAUCAACCACACAACCAACCACAUCCUCAACUCCUGAAACCACAUCAUCUCCAAUGUCCACUACAGGUCCAGAUGUUCUACCACAGUCAUCAACACCCAUCAGUUCAUCAACCACACAACCAACCACAUCCUCACCUCCUGAAACCACAUCAUCUCCACUGUCCACUACAGGUCCAGAUGUUCUACCACAAUCAUCAACACACAUCAGUUCAUCAACCACACAACCAACCACAUCCUCAACUCCUAAAACCACAUCAUCUCCACUGUCCACUACAGGUCCAGAUGUUCUACCACAAUCAUCAACACACAUCAGUUCAUCAACCACACAACCAACCACAUCCUCAACUCCUGAAACCGCAUCAUCGCCACUGUCUGCUACAGGUUCUCCACCUCCAGCAUUUCCAGUUUCCUCUGUGGUCACUGGCGUGUCUGUGGCUGUGCUGCUGCUCCUGAUUGGACUCUUAUUCUUCGUUGUGACUCUUAGAAAGAGAAACAAGACUCAAGGUCCAGCAUCAAUCCAAAGCCAAUCACACAGAGGCUCCUCAGACAACCACACAGUUUCCCGUGAUGUCUAUGUCUAUGAGGAGGUUAAAGACAUUCCUGUCUCAGAUGCUGGAGCUUCCACAGUCUACUCUACUGCUGAACUACCGACAAACCCCUCAGAACCUUCUCAGACUCUUUAUGGUAAUGUCCAGUUAUCCACAAACCCCUCAGAACCUUCUCAGACUGUUUCAACGUACACAACCGUGAAUUUCAGCAAGAAUGCAGAUAGUUCUACUGAUGCUGUUCCCACGGCAACCAUCAACAAGGAGAACGACUCAUGUGACUACGCCACAGUCAAAUGUUAGUGGAAGUAGUUUUCAUGCUACGCUUGUAUUCUCACCCAUUUUCUAGUCUUUUAUUUCUUGAAGUCUGUAAAUGUGUUAUUUGUCAUUGUGGUUAACCGCUUAAAGGUCCAGGGUCCACCGACAGGCCCAAAGAGUCGAUCAGCUAGUUUACAUUGAAGAUCCUGUAGUUAUUAUAUAAUAAGCUUUAGUAUGUAAUAAGCCUUGGAUUUGAAGUUGAUCAUAUGAUGCAUGAAGUGUUUUGCAAUUGGUGAAACACGCGGGUGUUUUGUGUGAUUUGUUGUUUUAUAUGUAUAUGGUAGAAGAUGCACAGCUACAGUUUAUUUUUGCUCAUUUAGUCAAACUAAAUGUCCAAAAGUUUGUGGACACUCCUUCUUAUUAGUGACUUUGGUUGCUCACAGCUUGUAUAACCCCCAUAGAAAAGCACUAACCAAUAGAACGGGAGGCUCUGGAGCAGCCGCACAUGAGCCUAAGGUCACCAUGCCCAACGAAUCCCAGCAUUGAGCUGAGGAGCAGAGCUGUGUUCCCUGGAGUGAUGUCGCUCCAUCCCACACCUUUGGGAUGAGUUGGAGUGAUCAAGCGCUGGUCAUCAAACAUCAAUACCUGAUCUCACCAGUGCUCCCACUGCUAAAUGCAAUCAAAUCCUCACAGCAAUAUUACAAUAUUUAGCGUAAAGCCUUCCCCAAAUAGUAGAGACACGUACUGCAGCAGAGGGGAAGAAACUCCAUUUUAACAGUCUUUUUUCUGAAGGAAACAUUGGAGGAGUAUGUGUCCACAAACUUUUGGCCAUAUAGUGUAUUUCUGAAGAAUUACUCAGUAACUGCUAUGAAACAAAUAUGUAAGCUGUAUAGUUAAAAGACUGAAUCAUAA